ACAGAGAACAGGGCAGUAAAAACACAGUGUGAGCGCCUCCUACAGGCUGCAGUGUUCGUUACAUCGGGGUGUGUGACUAUCAUUUUAUAUUAUUUAUACUCUGUUUGUGCCGUAAAAUCAACGUGAACCUUCCCAUCAUGUUGGAAAAGAAAAUCCUCCCGUGUCUCGUCCUAUCAGGAUCUUACUUUGGCUUGUUACUAGGUAAAAAACAUGUUAGUGGCUCUGUGAUUGGUGGUCCAAUCAGCUGUAAUUCUGUAGAAACCAAUAAAACUAAAUGAAGCUACAAUCUGGAGCGACUGCACGAUACCAGCCCGACCCGACAGACCGGGGGUCGACGCCGCAGCUGGGACGCCUCCCACCGUCCCGACAGACCGUGGGGGCGACGCCGCAGCUGGGACGCCUCCCGCCGACCCGACAGACCGGGGGUCGACGCCGCAGCUGGGACGCCUCCCGCCGACCCGACAGACCGGGGGCCGACGCCGCAGCUGGGACGCCUCCCGCCGUCCCGACAGACCGGGGCCGGCGCCGCAGCUGGGACGCCUCCCGCCGUCCCGACAGACGAGCGGGUCACAAUUACGACAAAUUCCACCACGUGUUCACGGCGUUGACCAAUAGCAGCACAGAGCGCUCUUCAUCUGUAAAACGUGAUGAAGAGAACGAGGAAGGACGACGUUGGAGCAGUGAAACGGAGGAAAGGUCAAGCAGCACAGACGGCAGCGGAAACCGUUUCCAGGGGAAACUGAAAAGCGAUGCGCGGGCAGAUCCCUCUGAUCCUCCGAGAUCAGUGAAUCCAGAUCUUUCGUCAACCUGGAACCAGAUCCAAACCCCGUCCCCACACCAUGUACACGUGUGUGUAUUUCUAGGUAUGUUACAUAACCCUGUGUUCACUCUGUGUGUGUGUGUGUGUGUGUGUGUGUGUAGCAGAUUUAAGGUGGACCAGCUGCUGUUACACUGAUCAGACACACAUGCACAGCACUGCAGCAGCUAAAUAUAACUUUAACAGAGUCCUACACACACACACACACACACACACACACACACAGUAGGGAUGGGGGAUAGAUUGAUUACUAAUCGAUCGGUUUUCCGUCAGUGUUUACGGGUUACGAGCAACAGCACAGUCAGAUGUUUGGAACGAGAGCCUCACUGUUGCUGCGCUGGCCAGCAGCUUCCGACCCGUUCACAGCGAGUCAGCCGGCCCUUAAAGGGUUUCCUCCGAGCUCCUGAGGGCUCACGUGACGCGUUUUCCCGCCACGCAGGAAAUAAAUUCCAGGCGCAGAAACAGACCAGAGGCCGAAUCGUCAGCCAAGAGCGACAGCUGGAAAAUGCUAACAGCCAGAUUCUUCCGAGAGUCUGACGGGAGAAAGUGACGAACAAAACUGCACAGAUGUGGAUUCGGUUUUUCAGGUUUCCAUCGGGCCCGGGUCUUCGGAGCUCUGCAGGUUUCCGAUGGUCUGUUUGGAAAGCGGUCGUUCCUUUCGGACAGACGUCGUCAUUCACAAGAGAAGAAGACAAUUAAGGUGGUUUGGGAUUCGUUAGCAGGAGUUUUGAAAGCAGUGAAACGCGCUUUAAUAAAAUGUCGCGAUCAGCAGCCAAACCUGGUCCUGGUUUUACUCCUGAAGAGAGAUCCAUCCUGAUUGAUUUGUAGUCAGAUGUGUGAUGUUUUAUUGAUAGGUGAUAUCAUCAUGUCACUAGACGUUUGGAUUAUUGUGUUUCAGUGUUUGCUGCGAGUCUCACGGCGUCAGAUGUUGUGUGCCGAGCUGCUGUUCUACUGGAUCCGGCUCCGUGAGCGUCGCUGUACAUGUGAGUGAGUGAAAGAAUAUAAACACAGUUGUAAAGUGGUGAAUAUAAUAAUUACUUUCUUAUUCACCACUUUACAACUGUUAUCAAUUAUAAAACUGAUCACGUACGACACACGCGUCUGGUGUUGGUGAAGCACGACGAUCAGCUACAACUCAGAACCUACGACGCGGUCUACAGGUCUGCAGCUACGAGGAGAAGUUCAGCUUUAAAGUUCCAGAUUUAGGAACCCAGAGACGCCUUAAACAGGUGUGUGUGUGUGUGUGUGUGUGUGUGUG
Molecule: messenger RNA, 2075 nt
Organism: Siniperca chuatsi (mandarin fish)
Lineage: Eukaryota; Metazoa; Chordata; Actinopteri; Centrarchiformes; Sinipercidae
Exons: 2
Coding region: 275-955 (226 amino acids)
Source: RefSeq, a predicted model, not a curated record